CACUCGAAUAAAUACGUGAAAUAAAAUCUGAAAGGCAGGAAGACCGGCGGCAGAAAUCAGUUAUAUAAACAACGGCACGGGCUACAAAAACACAUGGGGAUGUAGCUCAGUGGUAGAGCGCAUGCUUCGCAUGUAUGAGGUCCCGGGUUCAAUCCCCGGCAUCUCCACUCUUUUUAUUUCAUUUAAUCGAUGUGAUGGUGGAAAAAAAAAAUUGAGACGAAAUCUGCGGGGACAUUAUUAUUAUUUUUUUUUUCUUAAAUUCACGUUGAUUAUCUUUAAAAAGGGUGGUUAGGUUGGUGCGUCAAGUUGCUGCUGCACACCGGAACUACAAACAUGGCAGGUGCGAUUUGCAUCUCCGCCGAAUAUGUUGUCAAUAAAAGCCGCACACGCAGAACGUCAACACAACAAGAUGGACGUCGCUUUCGGAAUCGCGAUGUUCCCGCAGCAGCAGCAGCAGCAGCAGCUUAAGCAUUGAUUUGUCGGGAAACCGCUGACGACGACGAGGAUGUUACUGGCGUCCGCCGUGGUCGUGUGGGAAUGGCUGAACGAGCACGGCCGCUGGCGGCCCUACAGCCCGGCGGUGUGUCACCACAUCGAGGCGGUGAUCCGGAGCGAGCCGCGUUGCGCUAGCGUGGUCCUCGGCCAGGUGGACUCUCGCCUCUCGCCCUACAUCAUCGACCUGCAGUCCAUGCACCAGUUCCGCCAAGACACGGGUACCCUUCGAGCGGUCCGCCGCAGCUUUUACGAGCCCACCUCGGCACCCGGCCAGGGUUGGCUGUGGGAGUGGGAGAACGACGUGGGCAGUUGGACAGCGUACGACACAGAGGUGGGCAUUGCCAUCCAGGCGGCCCGCGACCGCCAGCAGCCCUGGCUGGAUCUGGCGCCGCUGGGGUUCUGCUACCUCAUCGACUUCGGAAGCAUGACCCAAAUCAACGGGCAGACACAGCGCUGCCGCCGCAUUCAGCGACGCGCCGAUUUGGCUUACCCCUUGGUUUCGGGGCCUUUGCCCAAAUCCCACCACACGUGGGCACCUGCGUCCAUGCCUCACCCCGGAGGAGCCGUGGAUGUUUCCGCUGGAAUCAGGACGGGAUGCACAGGUGGUGGAAAUGGGAGCGCGUACCCCAGUGGGGCACUCCCUGCUUCAGCUAUCACCUCUUUGGGGCCACCUUGUUCCUGCCAGCAAUGCAUGCUGCUGCUUAGUGUCAAGGCGGGCACCAUGUCUAGUGCUCAAACCCUGGGUCGGAGACCACCGCAGACUAAACCACCCAGUCCCAAACUGAACAGUCACCUGAUCUCUGGAGCGCCCUUCUCACUGACGCUCCCACGGUUGCCCUCAAUCUCACGGUCGCUCUCCCCUCACAGGACGUCCACAGUCGGGGCAACAAGUGGCCCCGGUGUCGCAGGUGGCGGCCUGGGAAUCGGAAGUCCAGAUACGGCCAGAGGUUUCACACAUUCACUCUCCCUUCUCAACUCAGCCACCGCCUCCCUGUCCAUCAACUCCGGCCGCCCACCGCCCCCAUCGCUUCCUCCUCCGCCGCCGCCCCCGCUGCCUACCCCGCCUCACCCUUCCACCUCCCUGUCCUGUCCAGUUCCUGCCGUGCCCACUUCGGGCCCGCCUAUCGGCUCGGCCUGUGCGCCCUCGCCUUCCGCCCGCGUCCUGGGACCACUGACUUCGUCUCUGCCGCCGCGGUCAAGCCUGGCGGGGCUGAGCCGACCGGCGAUGCAGCGCCUUGCCAUGGUACAGUCCCGCGCCCUUAUCGCCUCGGGAGUACCAACGGUUCCGGUAAAGAAUCUGAACGGUUCCAGCCCUGUCCAUCCUGCCCUGGCUGGUAAGUAUAUUAACAGUCCAGCAAGUUACACAGUCAGUCAUAUCCAAUAUGGAUGUCAGACAUUUUUUUCCCCCCAGAAUAUAGUCCGAUCUUUUGUUUUGUUUUUUGUAUGUUUUUUUUUUUACAUGAUGUCCUUUUUAGGGAUUACCGGCAUCCUCAUGAGCGCGGCGGGACUUCCUGUUUGCCUGACCCGUCCUCCCAAACUGGUGCUCCAUCCCCCGCCGGUCAGCAAGAGUGACAUUAAACCCGUGCCGGGCUUGGGCCACUGCUGUCGCAAAACCACCAAGAAGCAGGCCCGGAAAGGUAGGACCCCCGAAGAGGUGGUGAAGAGGUAUCUUCAGAAAGUCCGCAGUCCCCCUGAGGAGGACUGCACCAUCUGCAUGGAAGUCUUGGCCGGCCCCUCCGGCUACAAAGGCCCCGGCGUGGGCGGAAUCUCCCGCGCCGAGUCGGUGGGCCGCCUGGCGCAGUGUGGCCACCAGUACCACCUGCAGUGCCUGGUGGCCAUGUACAACAAUGGCAACAAGGACGGCAGCCUGCAGUGCCCCACGUGCAAAACCAUCUACGGCGUCAAAACCGGGAACCAGCCUCCCGGCAAGAUGGAGUACCAUGUCAUCCCACAUUCGCUACCGGGGCACCCUGACUGCAAAACCAUCCGCAUUAUUUACAACAUUCCUCCCGGCAUUCAGGGCCUGGAGCACCCAAACCCUGGCAAACCUUUCACAGCCCGCGGUUUCCCAAGACACUGCUACCUCCCGGACAGCGACAGAGGCCGAAAGGUUCUCAGGCUGCUCCUGGUGGCGUGGGACCGUCACCUCAUUUUUUCCGUGGGCACGUCCAGCACCACCGGCGAGUCGGACACAGUCAUCUGGAACGAGGUGCACCACAAGACAGAGUUCGGCUCCAACCUGACGGGCCACGGCUACCCCGACCCGGGCCACUUGGACAACGUUCUGGAGGAGCUCAAGGCUCAGGGCAUCACCGAGGACGAAUGUCUCCCCCGAGAAUGAGCCAAAUGUGAAACAGAUCACGUGGAUAAGCAAUUUUUGAGGGAGGUCCAAAUCUUUUACUGAAAAGCAGGGGUGGGGGAAACUAGCAUUUGAUCUGGCCGGCCCGCCCCAAAGAUUCAUACGUUGGGCUACGAGUGCAUAGCCACUAUUUAUAGCGUUUUAAAACCUUUUUUUUUUUUAAGGCGACAAAAUUAUAAAACUGUCCGUAGCACGUUAACAUAGAUGCAAAACUUUUUUUUUUUUUUUUUUUUUUAAACAUUCCAACAUCGUUCCAGAGUUAACACGUCUGUCUUAACUUCAAAAGUAAAGUUCACCUUUUUUUAAAUUUGGCUUUGAACAAACUUUUAAAUUCACAUUUGGAGUGUUUGCAGGUUCCGAAUCAUAAAACCUUUUUUUUUUUUUUUUAAAUUGAGUCAAUAUUUUGUCAUGGAUUCAUUAUGGUGCUCUGAGGACUUCCCCACCCCUGUCUUAAAGAAACAGUGGCAAACAAUUAACAAAACACAAAAAUCCCCGUAAAGCGCUUACGGACUGCAUGAUCGACGAUAUUGCGUUUUGACACCACUGUGCACAUCCAGUACAAGUCAGUGAUCAAAUCAACAACAUCAUACUGUGACACUUCAUGUCAAGAAUGUAAGCCGUCACCGUGACGACUUCAUUUCGAGCAUGGGCCUUUGCUGACCUCUAGAGUUACUUUUGGGCAACUGCAUUCCAUUUGCUUCAUUUUGUCACUUGUGACAACCGUUCCUCAGCUGUCAUGCGUUUGUAUUUUAAUUUUGUAUUGACUUGUUUUUCCAUUUAUUUAUUUUAGGUACAAAGAGAUGUUUCUUAGUUGUCUAUGUAUCAUUUUUUUCUUAUUUUAUUGUCAUGUUCUGCUAUGAAAUGGUAUCUGUAACCAUUGAAAGCAUUUAUAUUUUGUUGAAUGGAUGUAUGCACCUUGUAUGUUUGAUAUAUAUGUGCACAAAUUUAAAUUAAAGUUUGUUUGUUUUUCC
Syngnathoides biaculeatus (alligator pipefish) is the source of this 3825-nucleotide messenger RNA. RefSeq names its product deltex 4, E3 ubiquitin ligase a (gene dtx4a). Bases 506 to 2836 code for a protein of 776 amino acids. The record is from RefSeq and is a predicted model, not a curated record. Gene Ontology annotation, molecular function: zinc ion binding; ubiquitin protein ligase activity. Gene Ontology annotation, cellular component: nucleoplasm. Lineage: Eukaryota; Metazoa; Chordata; Actinopteri; Syngnathiformes; Syngnathidae. Gene Ontology annotation, biological process: protein ubiquitination; Notch signaling pathway. The transcript is spliced from 7 exons.